This is a messenger RNA of Alosa alosa (allis shad), 5472 nucleotides long. RefSeq lists its product as uncharacterized. The transcript is spliced from 5 exons. Lineage: Eukaryota; Metazoa; Chordata; Actinopteri; Clupeiformes; Clupeidae. The coding region runs from base 3448 to 4986 and encodes 512 amino acids. The record is from RefSeq and is a predicted model, not a curated record.
ACUAUCUUGGGAGGCAGGCCAAAUGUCAAAUGUUAAAGUCAUUUAAUAUUCAUCUGACAGACAUGAUUUUAAAAAGAAAUAAGCUAACGAUAGAGUUGCGUGAAGGACUAACAUUUAAUUUGCAGCUGAGCCUACAACUAUGUAUCUUGAAUAUACACCUGUGCAACAUUCGUUAUAUUUGCAAUUGCAUUUAACACUGCACUGAUUACAUUAAUUAUUGAUUAACGGGGGACAUUUUUGAUAGGGUGAAUUGAAGUCAAUCCGGGGCGUCGAAAGACAGCCGCGAAGAAAAAACACGGAACAAAAUGGAGAAUUUGGCUAUGAGCCAGCGAUACCUUAGGCAGCCAUUAAACAAUGCAAGUAAAAUUAAUUUUAUCCGAUUCGAUCGGCGUGAUUUAUAACGUUUCACUCCAUUAAUGAGCUGACACACACACGGCUAUGUGUUCGACUCGCUCUUAAUGCAUUCGCUUCUCACUAAACCAGCCCCUUUCCCCGAGAUGGCAAAGAAACAACUGACCGAAGAUUAAUUCAGUGGCCUGGCUGAUGCAUUGGACCUGUACGUUUUGUACUUUUUCCUCAGCAAAUCAGCGGAAAGUAAUAAGGCAUUACAAAGUUAAGCAUGGAUUCAAUGGAACUACUUGCCCCUUUCCCUGCAUAUACAAAGACUGUCCUUGCACCCUCAAGACCCAAGUAGCUUUAAAAAAACGUUUGGUUGCCCAGCAUGCUCGACAAAUUGACUCUGAACCUGUAAAUGCACAACUGUUAUGUGAACUGUGUGAUUUCUGUGAACCUUUCAACCUUACAAAAUACUUCGUUCAUUUAGGAAAGCAUGCUAAGAGUAAGGAAACAGUGAAUUGUCCUUUUAAACAGUGCUCUUUCAAAUCAAAUGUAUACAACACCUUUAAGGUUCACAAGAGCAGGUAUCACCAUGCACCUAGUGUAGAUGAUGUAAGACCUGAUAUUAUUACUUUUGGAAGUGAGGCCCAUGCUGUAGUUACUGACCAUGCACAUUUAGAGGAUGAUAUUGAGUUGGGCUUAGACUCUGAUGAUGGUGGUGAUGAGUAUGAUGAAGAGGACAUUGACGAAACUAUUAAGUAUAGUCUCACCUCUUUAUUCACACAAAUGCAGACAGUUUUGCAUGUUUCUAAAUCUGCAAUACAAGAUAUAGUUGAUGAACUUUAUCAAAUAAGCAUUUUGGCACAAAGCUUUACUAUAAGGUCAAUCAGACCCAUAUUAGAGCACCAUAACUGCAACUGUGAUGCCCCUCUUCUUGCUCAGGUGUCUGAUAUUGUUCAGAAAUCAAACCCCUUCAAAUUCUUGUCUAGAGAAAAUGAACUUGGCACUACUUACAAAAGAGCUAGAUUCUACAAAGAAAAUUUCACCAUAAUUGAGCCAGUUGAGUACGUACUAGAUGCUGCUCGACAGAGAACCUUUGUGUAUGUUCCAAUUUUACGUGUUCUUUCAGAUUUACUCAACCGAAAUGAUGUACUUGAUAAAGUUCUACAACAUCAUAGCUCAGGUUCACAUACAAGCCAGUAUGGAUCAUUUUAUGACAGUUUGAAUCGAAAAGAGAAUGCAUUGCUAUCUGGUGAGGAAUUUCACAUUGCUCUUGGGUUGUUCAUUGAUGAUUUCGAGGUUUGUAACCCCUUAGGUACCGCCAAAAGUGACUACAAGGUUUGUGGUGUGUAUUGGGUGCUUAUUAAUCUACCUUUUCAGUAUAGGUCCUCUCUUUCAUCUAUCUAUCUUGCAACCUUGUGUCGUAGGAAAGAAAGACAUCAGUACUUUUGGAAAUGAGAGGAUUCUUGAGCCUCUGAUCAAAGACAUUGCGCUUCUUGAAAAUGAUGGACUUUUUGUUCGAAGACUAGGAGCGAGUGUAACUGGCACAAUUGUGUAUGUUUCCGCUGACAAUCUUGGUGCUCAUUCACUAGCUGGCUUCCGGGAAUCUUUCAGUGGAGGCAAGUUCUGCAGGUUUUGCUUAGCUGAUCGUAAUGAUAUACAAGGUUGUCAAGUUAAAAGUGGAAAGUUUACCCUCAGAACUCAAGAGUCCAUUGAUGAAUGUGUGUCUGAACUGCAACAGAAUGAACAUUUGAAAAGUGUUGAUGGUGUAAAGCGAGCUUGUCCAUUGGAUAGAUUAUGUUAUUUUCAAACUGCAAAAGGAUUCCCUCCAGAUAUCUUGCAUGACUUGUUUGAGGGGGUAGUCCGAGAGGAGCUAGCUGUUUGUAUAAAUGAUUUCAUUUCAUGUAAGUUUUUCACACUGGAAGAAUUGAAUAACGCAAUUCGGACAUUUCCUUACAGAUUUGUUGACAAACUUAACAGACCUCAUAAAAUAACCAAGAGUUCUCUUGUCAAAGGGACUAUUGGUGGCAACGGCCAUGAGAACUGGACUCUGCUUCGGUUGCUACCACUCAUAAUCGGCCAUUUAGUCCCUGAACAUAACAAAGCAUGGGGCAUUCUCUUGGAAUUGAAAGACAUUGUCGAGAUCUUGUGUAGCCCCAAAUUUACAGAAGAAUCAUUGUGCUAUUUGGAGUCCAAAAUAUCAGACCAUAGGAGCUUACUCUUGGAGGUUUUUCCUGGCUACAGGUUGAAACCGAAACACCAUUUCAUAGAACAUUAUGCACACCUUGUGAGAUGCUUCGGCCCUUUAGUUGACUUUUGGACUAUCCGGUUUGAAGCAAAACAUAGUUACUUCAAGAAGGUUGUGCGAGAUGUGAACAAUUUCAAGAACAUUCUGCUCACUCUAUCCACACACCAUCAGCUUCUUCUUGCCUACCAUCUUAGAAUGCCAAGUGUUUUCAAACCUGACUUGGAGGUGGUGAAUGUUACAAAUAUUUCACCAGAACUUUUGGAGUUUUCUGUGAAGACCGCCAUUCAACAGAAAUACAGCGGAGUGAAGUCUGUUGGUCUUACUUCAAGUGUGACUUUACAUGGCACUACAUAUUCUGAGGGCAUGGUUGUAUCUGUUGGACAUACAUGUGGGCUGCCUGACUUUGCUAAAAUAGUCAAAAUACUGGUUGUGUCACAGAAAGUGUCAUUCAUUGUCGAACGUUUCACAGCCUGGUAUAUUGACCACCUCAGAUGCUAUGAACUGUGCAGGAAUGAGACCUCGGACAUCUCCAUUGUAGACCCUCAGGAUCUCCAUGAUUACACUCCGCUGUCAUUAUACACCAUCCAAGGACAUUACAUUUCUGCAAAAGCUUUUCUACUUAAGUAAGGUAAGUAUUAAUUUGUUAAGUCUCCUUUAUUGAUAAAUAUUCAGAGCAGUGAACUUGUCGGGAUUCACACACAAUGCGUUGUCUGUCUUCCAUUUGUAUUAUUUAUUCUUUGGUUCUUGUGGGUGUUACACUGAUUAACAAUAUCAGUCAUAGUUUUGCCUUUUGAUGCAUAUUGAACAUCAUUCAUGCAUGCUUAGUUUUAUCUUGAAACCUGUGUGUUUUGUUUCUCUGUGUCAUGACUCUAGGAACUAUGCUAUUUCGUGUAAUCCUUGCACCAGAUGACAUCAGAAGACUUCGAAUUGAAAGUGUUCCGGAAACACUUGAUGCAUUCAUCAACAUAUUGAAGAGGGAACUAAGUUUGGAUGCAACGCUGAUUGUGCAGUUUGAAGACCCAAAUUUCGGAAAUGAGUUGUGCAAUUUGACCAGCAUGUCCGACCUGCCAGAGGAGAGAGCUACUUUGAGGGUUUUCCAGAAGCAUGUCCCAGAGCCGUCAAAUGCACAAGAGACCUCGAAUGAUGACCAGCUCUCUGAUUCCACACUGGACACUGCUAGUUUGCAAUCAACCUCGUCUGGAGAUUCAACUCCCAGACGUAGUGGAUUUUUACCAGAUCCCUUUGUCAUCCCAAAGUUCCCCACUGACAUAGAGUUGAAACUCAAGCGUGGCAAUGAUGGAUAUUUCAGAGAUGGCUCUCUCUUAGAAGUGCCUAAAUCUAUGUCUAGUGACAUUCUUGAUGGCUUGGCAGAGGCAAUAUUUGCCAUAAAGACCCACCCAACCAAUGGAGAGUGUGCCAUUGUUGCGAAAGCAUUGGUGGACAAAUUUCCAUGCUUGAAAGAGGCUGGCUCAACAUGUGGGUGGUAUGCUUGGAAAUACAGUAUAUACUAUAAAAUGGGGAAUUUCAGACAGCAAUUGCGUAUUGCUGGGUCUGUGGAGCUUUCUGUACAUAAAAGGUCAGCAUCGGGGGAUACUAGAAGACCAAAGAAGGCUAUGAGGUCGGAGGUGAAUUUUCUGCCUGAACCCCCUCAGAAUAGAAGCCUGGAAAUGCUUGAACAAGACAGACGCAAUUUAGAGAGUGAAAUGAUGAAAAGGAAUGUGGACUGGAAGAAAGUUGAUGCCCUUAUGGACAGCACCUUUUCUCUGAGGAGAAAGGAAAUCAUUGGGGAGGAGCCAUUGGUCAAGGAUCUCAAAGCCAGGUGGUCAGCUUUGUUCACAGAGCGACAGAUUGAAGCAGAAUUCAGGCGGAUUGUCUCAUCGAACCUGAAGCAACCGUUUUUUGACCGCCUAGAUGAGUUUGUCCCUAGGUUUCUGCGUCUGUACAGACAGAGACUGCAGAGUGUCAAGGAACUUAAGCCUUUUGUUGAGUCUCUAGAUGAUGAUAAGAGAGCAGUUGUUCUCCUUGGCCUGUCCCAUUUCCUGAAAGACGAUCCCUCCCAUUUCUUCAAGAUGUGUAAGCCAACCGAAGAGAGUGAGGCAGUGAAAGGAAUGGACGUCGGAAUCUUGGUGGUUACAGAGGAGGAUCCUCAACGCCCUGUCCCCAAGGAGAUGAUUGAUAUUGCACUGAUUCUGGAGGUGUAUGUCGUUCUUCGGGACCUGAGGGAUGUGCCCAACGCAUUCGCCCUGCUGAUGGGUCUGCUCUAUGUCUUCAACAUCCAUUACCCAAAAGGGCUCAAGUACAUGUUUGAGGUAAUACAAAAGGUGAUAAUGAACAUUGGUGGAGACACUUGCUCUUCAAGAGUUAAUGGACUCUGGAACAAGCUCAUGCCCAUGAGCCUGUGAAACUAAAAAUCUUGUCUUGUUGAUUUGUAUGUUCUGGAAAGCACACAGUUAUGUUAUAUCUCUAAAAAAAAAACAGUUUUAUUGGCUAUACUUUGGAGUUGCUACUCCGGUCUUUUAAGUUUGCUAAAGCUUUUAUUUACUCACUCAAAUAGCCUCUCAUUUAGAUCAUGUUGCUUUGUCAAACCUUGCAUGUUCUGGUAAGCACACUGUUUUACAAAUAUUAGCUGUCAAUGCUAAGGUGGACUAGAAGUCCUGAGAGUUGUUUUGUUUAGUAUCUCAAUCAUAUAUCUUCUGCUAUUUUGCCACCGUCUUGCACACUCGGGCAUUCAUUAUCUCUCACACACUGUGACUGUGUGUGUCUCUCUCUCACACACACACACACACUCACACAUACUCAGACGCUCUCUCACAUAGACAUACACCCCCCCUUCUCUCUCACACACACACUCACUCACACACAGAUGCUCUUACAGACAUACACCCCCC